AUGGCUCAAGAACAUCGAGCAAAGAUACCGAUCAAUCAACAGAUCUCACACGCUAAAUCAACAAUCAAUAAGAUCAUCAAUGAGAUCAAACAGGUCAAUCAUAUAAUCAAUAACAAUAGCAACAUCGAGUUGACAUCAGACAACAAUAGCAAUGACAAUGACGAUGAUUCAUCAGAGGACAUCACAAAAUUCAUUGAAUCAAUCACGUCAUGCACAUCAAUCGAUGAGUUCACCAAGAGUUUACUUGGUGCUGUCAACCAAGAUCACAACGACCAAGAGUCACCAAAUGAUCAUGAGCUGUUGUCAAUGAUCAGUCGACACUCUAAACACAUGAAGAUCGAACCAUAUGAUAAGGAGCCAAAGAAAUUACGUGUCCUCGCUGAUGUUAAAGUGCUCAAUGGCAUCAAGAAGCAGAUUGAAUCAUGCUUUGAACUGAUUGAUGAACAUGAACUUGAUGGCCAGAUCAUAGCAAUGGGCAACAAUUCAUCAGGGUUCUCAUCAUUCUCACUAGAGACACACAAAUGGACACGAAUCACUCCGAUACUUGACAGACCUAUCAAUACUACCUAUCUGUCCCUCAAGUAUGUUCGAGGUAACAUCUAUUCAUUCGGAGGACUUGGCAAUCCCAAUGUUUAUUCUCGAUUCUCACUGGCAGAGAGAAAGUUAUAUCACAUGGACAUGCCCGAUGGAUUUGCAGGUUCGUGCCUCCCGACCUGCUACGAUGGCGACCACUAUAUCUACAUUGUUGGCGGCAUUGAGGUUGACCCAAUUACCAGAAAAGAGAAAGCCCGGUUUGAUCGUGUUGAUCGCUUCAACAUUGACACUGGACAAUUCGAUCAUAUUGGAAAUCUGACGUUUAAACCGAUGAUCGCUGACACAUUCUUCCACAACAACCUGAUACAUGUUGUGUAUCCCUUUGGUGUGUACACAUUCAAUGUUGACAGCGGCGAGACCAAGGAGAUCCUCAAGUAUACCCCCUUGAGGCACAACAUGAAUUGCUUCGAUGGAGUGGACAACAUCUACAUGAUGAACAACCUGUCGUUCUCACGAUUCUCACUGUCCACCAAGCAAUCAGUCCAACUACCAUUGUUUGAAGGUAUUGAAAGUGGAAGAAACAUUGUCUAUGUUAAGUCUCAUGACAGCAUCAUCUACUUUGGCGGCACAGGCAAGAACCAUCAAUACUCAAUUAGUGAUAACAAGUGGACACUGAUCAAUGACAAUGAUGAAAGAGCCAAACACCAAUCGUUUGAAAUGGAUGACAAUGACGAUGCUGUUAAUCGAGACGCACUUGUAGUUUGUUUGAUUAGUUGA
Molecule: messenger RNA, 1311 nt
Organism: Acytostelium subglobosum LB1
Lineage: Eukaryota; Evosea; Eumycetozoa; Acytosteliales; Acytosteliaceae
Exons: 2
Coding region: 1-1311 (436 amino acids)
Molecular function (GO): protein binding
Source: RefSeq, a predicted model, not a curated record